AUGUCGCUGCUGGUCGAACGACCGAAGAUGAAUCUUCAGACUUGGGCUGCAUUGAAGACCUACAUCAUGAGAGAACGGGAACGGAAGAGGCUGGAACAAGCAACUGCCGAAGCAUUCGAACGGAGGCGUCAAGAACAGGAAUUGAUGCUCAGGCAAGACGACAUGAUGCUGCAGAACAUCAGAGAUGAGAUUAGGCUGUUGGAACAGCUGGUACAGGAAUUAAAGCAGGAAGAGCAGCAGCUUCUCAUGCUUGAGAAGCUUCGCAUAGAAGUUCAACGCGAAGACAACCCCCGCCAUCCAGCUAUCGGCAGAGAUGUCGGCCAUGCGCACGCAGCCUAG
This is a messenger RNA of Rhipicephalus sanguineus (brown dog tick), 339 nucleotides long. Its product is annotated as G protein pathway suppressor 2-like. Gene Ontology annotation, cellular component: transcription regulator complex. Gene Ontology annotation, biological process: regulation of transcription by RNA polymerase II. NCBI's taxonomy places the organism in Eukaryota, Metazoa, Arthropoda, Arachnida, Ixodida, Ixodidae. The record is from RefSeq and is a predicted model, not a curated record. The coding region runs from base 1 to 339 and encodes 112 amino acids. The transcript has a single exon. Gene Ontology annotation, molecular function: transcription coregulator activity.